AUGGCUUACCGUUACCACAAUGACGCUGACGCUGGCUACGAUGCUCAUGGCGGAUCCAUAGCUCGAAGCCGGGGGUCGCCGCAGACCUCGUCUCAACCUUCCUACUACGCCGACAAUCCACACGCUUCCCCAUCCUCUCAUUCCUCCCAUUCUCCCCAUUCACCUCUCUCUGCCGCUCGUUUACACCCUGCCGCGCAUCCAGAUAGUGCCUAUAGCAAGCUCCGAAAACAGCGACCAGGCGGAUAUCAGGAUUCCCACACAACACCAGUGUCCCCAGUCUCUCCCGUUCACUAUAACUUCCCUAGCCCUACGCCGCCUCCUCACGCCCAGAGAAGACCGGCAGCCUCACGGGACACAGAAUAUACACAGUCCUCACAGACUACAUCGAGAGUCGCUCCAGUAGGAGACAGCUGGGGUGCCGCAGCAGCUGCUGGCGGAAUCGCGGGCACCGCUCUCGGAACAGCGCAUUCGCCAAACGAGCACCAGCGCGGAUUUGACACAAUGCCAGGCGGACAUGAUAGCAUUGGGCAAAACCAAUACUACUACGAAUCGUCUAAACGUGGUGAGAACGGAAAUACAAUGGGUUCAGAUCAUCCUUACACCUCUGCGCCGCAGGACAUGCCCCCAAUGGGCUCUUCUCGAUCUCCAGGCGGACAAGACCCUUACUCGUCAAAUGUCGGCUUAGGUGCUUCCAUGGAUGGCACUGGACAAGUUACCCCAGGCCAAAGAAGCCUGUACUCGAACAGCAAUAAUGGACAUCAACAAUAUAUCCAGUAUGGAGGUGCUGGAGGAUUCUACGAUGACCCUUACCAAAGGUCUCAUCAUAACUCGUGGGGACCUGUAAAUGCCGAACCUAUUAACCCUAAUGAUAUCAUCGAUGACGGGGACGAUGGUUUCAUGCGAAAACCUCAGCGACGAUCGAUGCUAAGCCUUGGUAAAAAUUCCAGUCAUAACAGUCUCCCCGCUGCGGGUGCGGGAGGAGCUGUUGCAGGAGCUGCUGCAGGAAGAGCUCUGGCAAGCCUCCCAGCACGUGUUCAAGGUCAGACUACGGGUGGCCCUGACGGUGGUCCCGAAUAUGAUGCUGUCUCUACUGAGAAGAGUGAAUGGCUAAGUAAUCAGAAACAUGGGAACAAAAUAAUGAAAUGGAUUGUGGGUAUCAUAAUAGCGCUGGUAGUAAUCGGGAUCGUGGGCGGCAUAGUUGGCGGUAUUUUGGGUUCUCGAAACAGAAACUCGGGCGGCAGGGGUGGACAGUCCAGCGACGACGACCUGGCGACGCACGGGGACCUUAACAAAGAUUCACCGGAAAUCAAGGAGCUAAUGGCAAUGGAGGGCUUGUACAAGGUUUUUCCAGGCAUGGAUUAUACCCCUGGGGCACGCAAUACCCGCUAUGCCUCACUUACCCUCCUAGUCAAAACAACGUCACUCGCGACAUGGCGGUUCUCUCCAUGCUGA
Messenger RNA from Blastomyces gilchristii SLH14081, 1452 nucleotides. RefSeq lists its product as uncharacterized. Lineage: Eukaryota; Fungi; Ascomycota; Eurotiomycetes; Onygenales; Ajellomycetaceae. Bases 1 to 1452 code for a protein of 483 amino acids. The transcript has a single exon. The record is from RefSeq and is a predicted model, not a curated record.